AUGGCGGACCGCGAGGCGUCGCCCGUCCCGCUGGAGAUCCGAGCCCGGCUGGCGGAGCUGGAGCUGGAGCUGUCAGAGGGGGACAUCACUCAGAAGGGUUAUGAGAAGAAGAGGUCCAAACUGAUCAGGGCAUUUGUUCCAUAUGCUGGAGGAAUGGAAGGGCCCAUGUCUCACCGGGCCCCACUCGGCCCCCCCUCUGCGGCCCGUUUCCACCGGCGGAGAACCUCCGGCACAAGAGACGAGCGCUACCGAUCAGAUGUCCACACCGAGGCCGUGCAGGCGGUGCUGGCGCGGCACGUGGAGCGGAAGGUGGCGGUGCCCAUGCCGUCCAAAAGACGUUCACUGGUGGUGCAGACCUCCAUGGAUGCAUACACGCCUCCAGGCCUGUCGCCCCUGUGCUCAGACUCGUCCUCGGGCUCGGAGGAGGAGGCGGGGCCGGGCGACGACAUGUCGGGCAUGGAGCACUGGAUGAGCCGCCCCUCCCAGCUGGGCCCCGCCCACCUGGGCUCCACCUCCUCCUCGUCCUCGUCCACGCAGAGCGGCGGCAGCGGCAACGCUGGGCGCCUGGCCGACUCGCUGGCGCACACGCACAUCUCGCACCUGACGCACGCACACCUGGCGCACACGCACCUGGGCCAGUCGCUCCACCAGCAGAGCCUCCUGUCCCAGUCCCACCACGGUAUCGGCCACUUGUCCCUGAAGAGGAAGGGAGUUCUGAGCAUCGCAGAGAACGGAGGAUCUCUGCGGCGAUCCUGUGAGUUUGGCUCCGACAUGCUGUGGCCGCCGCCGCUGGAGUCCGACGAGAAUCACUCGGCCCCCCCGGACGUGACGGGCUACUCGUCGGACUCGUCUCACUCCCACACCGAGCGUCACCACAUGUCCAACAUGGGAACCAUCGCCAGGAACACGCAGAAGUACGGCAACGCCGAGCGCAUGGAGACCGGCGACGGUGUCCCGGUCAGCAGUCGUGUGUCGGCGAAGAUCCAGCAGCUGGUGAACACGCUGAAGCAGCCGCGCCGGCCUCCGCUCCGAGAGUUCUUCGUGGACGACUUCGAUGAACUUCUAGAAGUCCAGCAGCCGGACCCCAACCAGCCACGGCCGGAGGGGGCGGAGAUGAUGCUGGUGCGAGGCGAGGCGCUGGGGGUGGUCACUAACUGGCCCCCCUCCCUGGAGGCGGCCCUCCAACGCUGGGGAACCAUUUCUCCGAAAGCCCCCUGCCUCACCAGCCUGGACACGGCAGGCAAGCCCCUCUACGUGCUCACGUAUGGGAAGCUGUGGUCUCGCAGCAUCAAGCUCGCCUACAACAUCCUCCACAAACUGGGCAGCAAGCAGGAGCCCAUGGUGCGACCGGGGGAUCGGGUGGCGCUGGUGUUCCCUAACAACGACCCAGUGGCCUUCAUGGUGGCCUUCUACGGAUGUCUGCUGGCCGAGGUGGUGCCCGUCCCCAUCGAGGUGCCCCUGAGUCGCAAGGAUGCCGGCAGCCAGCAGAUUGGGUUCCUGUUGGGAAGCUGUGGCGUUACCGUGGCGCUGACCAGUGACGCCUGCCACAAGGGUUUGCCCAAGAGUGCAACAGGAGAGAUCCCCCAGUUCAAAGGUUGGCCCAAGCUGCUGUGGUUUGUAACGGAGUCGAAGCAUCUGUCCAAACCUCCCAGAGACUGGUUCCCUCACAUCAAGGAUGCAAACAACGACACUGCUUACAUAGAGUAUAAAACCUGUAAGGACGGCAGCGUGCUGGGGGUCACGGUGACGAGGAUCGCGCUGCUCACACACUGCCAGGCGCUCACGCAGUCCUGCAGCUACACUGAGGCGGAGACCAUAGUGAAUGUUCUGGACUUUAAGAAGGACGUGGGCCUGUGGCACGGCAUCCUGACGAGUGUCAUGAACAUGAUGCACGUGAUCAGCGUGCCCUACUCGCUGAUGAAGGUCAAUCCUCUGUCGUGGAUCCAGAAGGUCUGCCAGUACAAAGCCAAGGUGGCCUGUGUGAAGUCCAGGGACAUGCACUGGGCUCUUGUGGCCCACAAAGACCAGAAGGACAUCAACCUGAGCUCGCUGCGCAUGCUGCUGGUGGCCGACGGAUCCAAUCCCUGGUCGAUCUCCUCCUGCGACGCCUUCCUCAACGUGUUCCAGACCAAAGGGCUGAGAGCCGACGUCAUCUGUCCCUGCGCCAGCUCGCCAGAGGCCCUCACAGUGGCCAUCAGGAGGCCGGUGGAGGACAGCAGCCAGCCCCCGGGACGAGGGGUCCUGUCCAUGCAGGGUCUGACCUACGGGGUCGUCAGGGUGGACACAGAGGAGCGUCUCUCUGUCCUCACCGUGCAGGACGUGGGCACCGUCACACCAGGAGGCCUGGUGUGCGUGGUGCGGCCGGAGGGCGUCCCUCUGCUCUGUCAGACGGACGAGAUCGGCGAACUCUGCAUCUGCUCCAUCGCCACCGGCACCUCCUACUACGGCCUGACUGGCAUGACCAAGAACUGCUUCGAGGUUUACCCGGUGAGCUCCAGCGGGGGGCUGGUCAGCGAGUACGCCUUCGUGCGGACCGGCCUGCUGGGCUUCAUCGGCCCCGGCGGCCUCGUCUUCAUCACAGGCAAGAUGGACGGACUCAUCAUGGUGAGCGGGCGCCGGCACAACGCCGACGACAUCGUGGCCACGGCGCUGGCGGUGGAGCCGAUGAAAUUUGUCUACAGAGGAAGGAUAGCCGUGUUCUCUGUGACGGUUUUGAGGGACGAGAGGAUCGUGGUCGUGGCCGAGCAGAGACCCGACUCCACGGAGGAGGACAGCUUCCAGUGGAUGAGCCGCGUCCUGCAGGCCAUAGACAGUAUCCACGGCGUGGGCGUGUUCUGCCUCUCGCUGGUCCCGGCCAACACGCUGCCUAAGACCCCCCUGGGUGGGAUCCACCUGUCGGAGAUCAAGCAGCUGUACCUGGAGGGGGGGCUGCACCCCUGCAACGUGCUCAUGUGCCCCCACACCUGCGUCACCAACCUGCCCAAACCCCGGCAGAAACAAGCAGAGAUCGGACCUGCCUCUGUGAUGGUGGGGAAUCUGGUGUCAGGGAAGAGGAUCGCUCAGGCCAGUGGAAGAGAUCUGGGACAAACUGACGACAACGACCAGUUCCUGUUCCUGUCGGAGGUUUUGCAGUGGCGAGCUCAGACCACACCGGACCACGUCCUCUACACUCUGCUCAGCUCCCGGGGGGCGGUGUCCAGCUCUCUCACCUGCCUGCAGCUGCACAAGAGAGCAGAGCGAGUGGCGGCCCUGCUGAUGGAGAGAGGGGGUCUUCAGGAAGGAGACCACGUCGCCCUGGUCUACCCUCCAGGCAUCGACCUGAUCGCGGCGUUCUACGGCUGCCUGUACGCCGGCUGCGUCCCCAUCACAGUGAGGCCCCCCCACCCUCAGAACAUCUCCACCACCCUGCCCACCGUCAAGAUGAUCGUCGAGGUGAGUCACUCAGCCUGUGUGAUGACCACGGCGGUCAUCUGUAAGCUGCUGCGCUCCAAGGAGGCCAUGGCCACUGUGGACAUCAGGAACUGGCCUCCUGUUCUGGACACUGAUGACCUGCCAAAGAAGAAGCCUCCAGCUCUCCAUAAGCCGUCCAACCCUGAAGGCCUGGCCUAUCUGGACUUCAGCGUGUCCACGACCGGCAUGUUGGCCGGAGUUCAGACGUCCCACAAUGCCGUGGGAGCCUUCUGCCGGUCGGUGAAGCUGCAGUGUGAGUUGUACCCGUCCAGAGAAGUGGCCAUUUGUCUGGAUCCUUACUGCGGCCUGGGCUUCGUCCUCUGGUGUCUCUGCAGUGUGUACUCGGGCCACCAGUCCAUCCUGAUCCCUCCGGUGGAGCUGGAGUCCAACCCGGCGCUGUGGCUGCUGGCCGUCAGCCAGCUGCGGGUGCGAGACACCUUCUGCUCCUACAGCGUCAUGGAGCUCUGCACCAAGGGACUCGGCCUGCAGACCGAGGCGCUCAAGGCUCGAGGUCUGGACCUGUCCCGGGUUCGGGCCUGUGUGGUGGUGGCCGAGGAGCGGCCCAGGAUGUCGCUCACUCACUCCUUCUCCAAGCUGUUCAAAGACCUCGGCCUCCACCCCCGCUCCGUCAGCACGGCCUUCGGCUGCAGAGUCAACCUGGCCAUCUGCCUGCAGGGCACUUCAGGGCCGGACCCCACCACCGUGUACGUGGACAUGAGAGCGCUGCGUCACGACAGGGUUCGGUUGGUGGAGCGAGGUUCUCCUCACAGUCUGCCGCUGAUGGAGUCCGGCAAGAUCCUGCCUGGAGUUCGGAUCAUUAUCGCCAACCCGGAGACGAAGGGACCUCUGGGAGACUCGCACCUGGGAGAGAUUUGGGUGCACAGCGCUCAUAACGGCAGCGGCUACUACAGCGGUUACGGCGAGGAGGUUCUCCAGUCGGACCACUUCAGCUCCAGACUGAGUUUCGGCGACACUCAGACGACCUGGGCCAGGACGGGUUAUCUGGGUUUCCUGCGCCGCACCGAGCUCACCGACGCCAACGGAGAGCGACACGACGCCCUGUUCGUGGUGGGAGCUCUGGAGGAGGCCAUGGAGCUGCGAGGGAUGAGAUACCAUCCCAUCGACAUCGAGACCUCCGUCAUACGGGCACACAAGAGCAUCAUGGAGUGUGCCGUCUUCCCCUGGACCAACCUGCUGGUGGUGGUGGUGGAGCUGGAGGGCUCCGAGCAGGAAGCCCUGGACCUGGUUCCCAUGGUGACCAAGGCGGUGCUGGAGGAGCACUACCUGAUUGUGGGCGUGGUCGUGGUGACGGACAUCGGCGUCAUCCCCAUCAACUCCCGCGGCGAGAAACAGCGCAUGCACCUCCGCGACGGCUUCUUACAAGACCAGCUCGACCCCAUCUACGUGGCCUACAACAUGUAG
Messenger RNA from Limanda limanda (common dab), 4872 nucleotides. Its product is annotated as disco-interacting protein 2 homolog C-like. The coding region runs from base 1 to 4872 and encodes 1623 amino acids. The record is from RefSeq and is a predicted model, not a curated record. The transcript has 38 exons. Lineage: Eukaryota; Metazoa; Chordata; Actinopteri; Pleuronectiformes; Pleuronectidae.